AUGUCUCAAGCAUGCAAAGAGCUCAUGCCCGAUUGUGCCACUGUGCAUAAUCGGGUUGUUGCUGUUGCUGUUUAUCGUGAAGCCAACCCUCUCCUUCCAAAUGCUAACUUUGACAACAGCCAAUCAUUCACGCUGUCCAUCUCCAUUGACAUCCACGAAAGAGAAGAGUCAGAAGAUGGAGCUGUCACCAAUGCAGUCAUCGCUGAUGAAGAGUCAGACAUUGCUGCUAUUACUCUAGCGCAGAAUUCCUUAGAUUUAUUGUUGACAGCCGACAACUUGGGUCCUAUUGCGGAUUCAAGUCAGAAGACAUCAAAGAGUGACAAUAGAGUGCACAAACAAAAGUCUAAGCAUGACGACAAGGAGAAGGCAAAGAAGAAGAAGAAGAAGACAGCUGCAGAACUUGCAGCAGAAGACUGCGAGCAACCAUGCUUUGAGAACUUCAUCAACACCACACCGGCCGUAAUUACUUUUGCUACUGGUGGAGCAGUAGCCCUCGCACCAGUAAAUGGUUAUCCUACAGCAGGAGCACCUACAAAACAAACAGCAAACAACCUCGUUGGAUGGGAGACAAUGGUUCACCUGCAGAAGAGGCUUGAGUACAUGAUUAAUAGCCAAGGCACUGCCUGCCUGAACUUCAAUAAUCAGCAGAUGCAUAUUGCUAACCUUCUCAGGCAGGGCAUGUUGCAUCUAAGCUGCAACAUGGCUUUCGUACAAGGUAUAUACCCUGCCAAUCCCUGCUUUGUCAUCCAGCGUGACUUCCUCAUUAGGAAAGCUGAAGAGCGCAGUUUGAACAAAGUCGCUGCGUGGUUGCGCAACUGCAUUUACUAUGCCCGGGACCUUGGAGACUUGUGCAAGCAGUGCAACACUCUUGCCCGUGGAGGUAUGAAGGGCAUUGCAAAUAUUGGAUGUGCUGUGGAAUAUGGCCUUGACACUAACAAAGCUGUUGACACGCAGCUGCAUGUAGGUAAGCUUGUCAAGGACCUCGUGUACAUUUACCCUGGAGAUAUCAUGACGGAGCAUAUUGAUGGCUCUAACCCGUUCAAGCAUCCGCUAAUCGCCUGA
Phanerochaete carnosa HHB-10118-sp is the source of this 1062-nucleotide messenger RNA. RefSeq lists its product as uncharacterized. NCBI's taxonomy places the organism in Eukaryota, Fungi, Basidiomycota, Agaricomycetes, Polyporales, Phanerochaetaceae. The record is from RefSeq and is a predicted model, not a curated record. The coding region runs from base 1 to 1062 and encodes 353 amino acids. The transcript is spliced from 7 exons.